AUGGCGGAUGACAACAGGCCAUUCAAGUGUGACCUCUACCCCCAAUGUGUAGCGACAUUCUCGUAUGCACAUCAGAAAGCACGGCAUAUGAGGAAAGGACAGCACAAGAAUAGGGUGGAAGAGGCAGCAUCUGAAGGAUUGCGUGAUGAUUCUAGCCAGGGGGGAGCAGUGGAAAGGUUACGAGCAGCUGCAAACCGUCUUCUUUCACGAGGCACCAAGCGCACACGCCUUGAAACGCAGCCAGGGCCGAGCCGCUUUGAUGAGCAGCCUGACACGGCUGAGUUGAACGAGGACACCACAGGCUACGAGUUCGCCCCGGAGUGUGAUGCUACAGCGGUUGACAUUGAUGCUCGGACGUACCGUUUCAUUCGCACGGCAGCUGGAGGAUCCGGCCUUUCACGCGUAGAUAUUAUGGAGUUGAUAUCCAUCCUCGUCGAGGUUCUGCGCAACCCAGGCCGGCUAACGCUCAAGUCUCUAGCAGACUUCGACAAGUACGAGGAGGCGAAGUUGGCAGGGGCCAACAUUGAACCGUUUGAGCAGGUGGAACUCACAAAGCCGGGAGAUCUGAAGCCCGUGAUCCUGUGGCGGCGUUCGGCGCUCACGUGUGUCACCAGCUUGUACGAGAACGUGGCGAAUGCGCAUGGUUUCGUUGUGCGCCCUCCCAAGAACUUCAAUCCGGCGAAACGGAUUUACAAGGGUCCUGAGACGGGGAGUUGGUGGCGGGAGGUACUCCGUAAACUGCCAGCUACUGAUCCAGGCAAGGCAGUCGCUGCAGUGAUCAUCUACUCGGACGAAACAACUCUCACGACUGAUGGCGGACUCAAGGGUUGGCCCGUGUACAUCUCGUUAGCCAACAUUGCGCCAGGGAAUCGAUGGAAACCCCAUGGGCAUCGAUUAUGCGCUCUCCUACCCGAUGAUGACGGGAGCUUCUUCACGCACGCGGACAAGGAGCGGCGGCACCUUGAAGUAUUCCAGGAGGCCUUGGAUCUUAUCAUGGCGGAUUUGAAGAUUGCCCAGAACACUGGCGUGGAACUGACAGAUCCAUACGGCAUUCGUCGUAUGGUCUUUCCGCUCACGUACGCUUACAUUGGCGACUAUCCGGAGCAGUGCAAAGUGGCAGGCACCAAGUCCGGCAUCAAGACCCGUUUUCCAUGCCCCAGUGUGCGUGCGUGUGUGUGUGUGCGUGCGUGUGUGUGUAUGUGUAUGUAUGUGUGUGGGUGUGUGGAUGUGUCUGUGUGUGGGUGUGUGGGUGGGUGUGUGGGUGCGUGGAUGUGUAUGUGUGGGUGUGUGAGUGUGUGGGUGUGUGGGUGUGUGUGGGUGUGUGGGUGUGUGGGUGUGUGUGGGUGUGUGGGUGUGUGUCUGUGGGUGGGUGGGUGUGUGGGUGUGCGUAUGGGUAGAUGCGUGUGGAGUGCUAUAUGGGGGCAACGCUUUGGCGACGAGGAUUUCGGCAACCCGUACCGACAACUCACGUCCGACAUCAUGCACAUGUCUCUCCUCGGCGUAUACAAGCACAUCCUGGAGGGUCUCAAGUCGAAGCUGAAUGACUCCACCCUGCGGGAGCUCGAUGCUUCUCUCGAGCGGAUCACCAAGUACAGCAGGCAGUCUUUCUUUCGGAUUCCUGCACACACAGCUGGCUAUUUCAGCGGCCACAACACCUUCAAGGCCUUCCACCAUCAAGCGGUGAUGCAGGUGCUGCCAGUGCUUCUGGUGAUGGCGAAGGUUGACGCACGGAUUGUGGCAUCUGUGGAGCUCUUCUGCACGUGGCACAGGGAGGCAUGGCAUCGCACGUACCACACCGACGCCUCCUUGGCGAACCUUGACAACAUGGCGAGCACGUGA
Molecule: messenger RNA, 1839 nt
Organism: Closterium sp. NIES-65
Lineage: Eukaryota; Viridiplantae; Streptophyta; Zygnematophyceae; Desmidiales; Closteriaceae
Source: the annotation of a GenBank genome assembly